Messenger RNA from Indicator indicator, 1230 nucleotides. RefSeq names its product ELAV like RNA binding protein 4 (gene ELAVL4). Lineage: Eukaryota; Metazoa; Chordata; Aves; Piciformes; Indicatoridae. Bases 1 to 1230 code for a protein of 409 amino acids. The transcript is spliced from 7 exons. The record is from RefSeq and is a predicted model, not a curated record. Gene Ontology annotation, cellular component: ribonucleoprotein complex. Gene Ontology annotation, molecular function: RNA binding.
AUGCUAAGAUACCCGCAACCUUUGGGAUGUAUGCGUGGUGGAGAGGGGCUCAGUGAUAUGAGAUCACUUCUUUUAAGGGAAACUGUCAUUAAUGAGUCAAGAAACUGCUCAUUUAUGAUAAUUAGCACCAUGGAGCCUCAGGUGUCGAAUGGCCCUACUUCCAAUACAACCAAUGGACCCUCCAGCAACAGUAGAAACUGCCCUUCCCCCAUGCAGACAGGAGCUGCUACAGAUGACAGCAAAACCAACCUCAUAGUCAACUACUUACCCCAGAACAUGACCCAGGAGGAGUUCAGGAGUCUCUUUGGGAGCAUUGGUGAAAUCGAAUCCUGCAAGCUCGUGAGAGACAAAAUUACAGGGCAGAGUUUAGGGUAUGGAUUCGUUAACUAUAUUGAUCCAAAGGAUGCAGAGAAAGCCAUUAACACAUUAAAUGGACUCAGACUCCAGACCAAAACCAUAAAGGUGUCAUAUGCCCGUCCAAGUUCAGCAUCUAUCAGAGAUGCAAACUUGUAUGUCAGCGGCCUUCCGAAAACAAUGACCCAGAAAGAAUUAGAGCAGUUAUUCUCACAAUACGGGCGCAUCAUCACCUCACGGAUUCUGGUUGAUCAAGUCACAGGGGUUUCUCGAGGUGUGGGAUUUAUCCGUUUUGAUAAGAGAAUAGAGGCAGAAGAAGCCAUAAAGGGACUAAAUGGCCAGAAGCCUAGUGGUGCUACAGAACCAAUUACUGUGAAGUUUGCCAAUAACCCCAGCCAGAAAACAAGCCAGGCACUCCUUUCACAGCUGUAUCAGUCUCCCAACAGACGCUACCCUGGACCACUUCACCACCAGGCUCAGAGAUUCAGGCUGGACAAUUUGCUUAAUAUGGCCUAUGGCGUAAAGAGACCCCUCUUUUUACUUGGUAGGUUUUCUCCGAUCACAAUUGAUGGUAUGACGAGCCUUGUGGGAAUGAAUAUCCCUGGUCACACCGGGACUGGAUGGUGCAUCUUUGUCUACAACUUGUCUCCCGACUCAGACGAGAGCGUGCUGUGGCAGUUGUUUGGUCCCUUUGGAGCAGUCAAUAAUGUCAAGGUGAUCCGUGAUUUCAACACCAACAAGUGCAAGGGAUUUGGCUUUGUCACCAUGACCAACUACGACGAAGCUGCCAUGGCGAUUGCCAGCCUUAAUGGAUACCGUUUAGGAGACAGAGUAUUGCAAGUUUCCUUUAAAACCAAUAAAACCCACAAAUCCUGA